This is a messenger RNA of Pocillopora verrucosa, 2187 nucleotides long. RefSeq names its product transmembrane protein 120B. NCBI's taxonomy places the organism in Eukaryota, Metazoa, Cnidaria, Anthozoa, Scleractinia, Pocilloporidae. The record is from RefSeq and is a predicted model, not a curated record. Gene Ontology annotation, cellular component: membrane.
CGAGGUAGUAUUUCUUCGGGUCUUGUCAAUAUGGCGGCUAUUGCACAAAUUUCAAGUCUUCAAGAAUGGGAAGAAGAAUGGCAGCACUUGGAAGAGGAGACGCGAACGUUCAAGCAAACGAAGUUCCAAGACUAUCAGCAGAAAUUGGACGAGUUUCAUUCGAGUCAGAAAUCCUGUGCGUCUGCCGUUAAUCAGCAAAAACGGAAACUGAGGGAUUUUCAGGAGUCUCUGCAGCGGUUUAAAGAUGGACCCCUCUCUGGUGACCAAAAAGCUCAUUUUGUGAAACUUCAGACAAAAAUCUCAGACCUUGAAAGAAAAAUAAAAGAUUUUGAGUUAAGCCUUCCUUCUCAAGCAGGGUUAUUCCUAAAGCUAUGCCUGGGAAACAUCAAUGUCUCACUUUACAAUUCAAAGAUGGCAUACAAAGAUGACUACGAGAAGUUUAAAUUAAAGAUGACAGUGAUAAGCAUGGUUUUUACCAUAUUAAACUUGUACAUCUUUAACUACAGGAUAGCAGAUGCCUUGUUCCAUGCGAUGUUAUUGUGGUAUUAUAGUACACUAACCCUUCAAGAACACAUUCUUAUGGCUAAUGGCUCACGGAUAAAAGGUUGGUGGGUUAUGCAUCAUUAUCUGUCCAUCAUUUUAUCUGGGUUUCUUCUUAUAUGGCCAGAUGGAAGGGUUUACCAACUUUUUAGGGGACAGUUUUUCUACUUUUCUUUAUAUCUUAGUUUCGUUCAACUUCUGCAGUUUAGAUAUCAGUCAAGAGCUCUGUACCGAUUAAGAUCACUGGGUGUCAGCAAAAACAUGGAUGUCACUCGAGAGGGUUUCCAUUCAUGGAUGUGGAGGGGACUAGGAUUCAUUAUUCCUUUUCUUAUUGUUGGCUAUUUAUUCCAGUUGUUCAAUGCUUACACACUCUACCGACUGUCUUUCCACCCUUACUGCAGUGAGUGGCAGGUUCUUGGCCUCAGUGUGGUAUUUUUUACCUUGUUUGCUGGAAACAUGACAACCCUCCUGUUUGUUGUGAGGCAGAAAUUUAUCAAGACAGUUUCAGUUCCACAAUUACCUUGUAGUUAAAUACCUCCCCCCAAUGCAAUUUAAUAGAGGUGCCAAGGAGGCCUCUCUACAGCUUAAGAUUCAAGUCUUGUUGCUAAUACUGCAAAUGCAACAAGAAGUGUGACCUUGAUGUAACAUCAAAGGGGGCUCACCAUAAAUUAAAAUUGACUAAUCAGACAGGUUAAUUUGGGUCUAGAGUAGACCUUUUUAAGAGGAGCUUCUUGGAGACUUUUUAUCAGUCAUAAACUUUCUAGACAAUGCAGUGAUUCUCUCAUAUGAACAGAAAUCUUGUUACUAGUAACCCUUAAUUUAUCUACUUUGUGACUCAUGUCACAUAAGACCUUCACAGAUCGUCUCCAGCUCUUGCUGUCCACAACUCACUGCAGAAUAUUCAUUACUUUUCUCUCUUUCAAUGCCUUGCCUUGUGUUAGGUUUUGGUCUCCUCCUUUUUCUCUUUCCUUUCAGUGCUCAUGCAAUAUUGCAACAUAGUGCAAUGUUGCAGUGAGUUAAUAGAUCGUCAUUAUGUGCUUAAUCAACUCCAUCUUUAUCUCUCUAUCACUUCAUUAAGCAGCCCCAUUUCCAUUCUUUUCAGAAAAUCCUCCUUUAUCAUAAUCACUACAAUUUUAGUAGAAGGAGAAUUGUAUUUAUUUUUAGACUGACUUGGCCGGCCAGUUUUGACCUAUGUUAAGCAUCUUAUGUUGGGGUUAAGAAAUUGUAUGCGGGUUAUGACAUGUUCUGUUCAAUGUAAGGAAGGGCAGCCAAGAAUGACCAAUCAAAAUAUUUUAUACACAGACGUUUUGGUUUUAGGAGGCCCAAUGCUUUUGAUUUGUUAGAGAUUGGGCAACCAAUGCAAAGAUUAUGAAUUUACUAAGAACCUGCAAAUGGCAUUAAGUUAUUUGAAGUACCUUUUAGCCAAGUUUCCUUAUUAUUAUUUUUAUUACCGAUAUUGUGACUUUUUAUCAUUAACAGACACUGUAACUUGGUUUUACAAAAAUUUAUGACUAUUGUUUGGUGAAAGAGAUCAGCAUUCAACUUUUACAUUUUAUAUUAUCAUGAUAAAUUAAUGUAAAAUAGUGAUAUCUUAUAAUGUACAUGUUUCAGUAUAGAGAGGAUAGAAAAAGUGAUGAUUUUUGUGUU